AUAUCCCUGAGGAGCCUCAAACACACCAGACCUUCACUGGCAGCCUGAGAAUCCUAUAAGCCCUUUGGCCUCCAGGAUGUGGAAAGACAACAGUACUGAUGCAUCUGUUAAAAUAUCUGGAAGCGGUACUGCAGGAAGAAGUGCAAGUCGCAGAAAGAGGACAAGUUUCUCAAAGGAACAUGUUGAGCUUCUUCGAGCCACGUUUGAGACAGACCCUUACCCAGGAAUCAGCCUCAGAGAGAGUCUCUCCCAAACUACUGGCCUCCCAGAGUCUCGCAUACAGGUAUGGUUCCAGAACAGGAGAGCUCGUACGUUGAAAUGCAAGGGAGGAAAGAAGCCGCUGUGGCAGUCCCAAUCACCGUUUAGUGCAAUGCAGAGUUCACCAGUUCAGCUACACUCUUCUAACAGCAACAACAGUGAGUCUGGUGCAGGUUCUGGGCCUUUAUGCACUCCACCACCAGCGUACCCCAGUCAUAUUAAGCAAGAAAUGGAAAGGGAUGGAGUUUUUGGAUGUGACACUCAAUCUUCCAUGUCGUUUGGUGAUGAUUCCGGCUACUGCACCCCUUCAUACAGACACCAUCAUCAGGCCAGAGCCAUGAACACCCACUGCACUAGCAGUCCUCUGCUAAGCCCAGAGCAUCAGAUGCCUCCAAACUGGGCUGCGAGGUAUGACAGGAGGUCACCCGUGAGCUCCAUGUGGAGUUCAUAUCAUCUUGAUGCCUAUGGCUGCAAUCCCAGCCCCGUCCAAGGCUUUUUUUAUUCUCCAUCUGAAAAACACAACAGUCUUCAGCCGCUGACCCCUGUUACCCCAGACUCGGGCUGCUGGGAGGGUGGUGUGGAGGACACUCCUCCAGCUUCCAGCUCUUUCUAUGUAGACAACCCAGAGGUUCAGAUGAUGGAGAGUCAACAGGAAAGCAGGAUUCACCACGGGCCUCUGCCUGAGCUGCCGGCCUUGUCCCUGCACGAGAUCCUGGGAGAGCUGCAAGGAGACUGGUGGCAGGGUGAAGGACUAAACAGCCACUCGUCUGAGGACAACCAUGUGUACGGCUGAAUUUUGCUGUGUACAAUCUAUUUAUGACUAUUUAUUCAAUGUAUUUAUUGACUAAGGACAUGGAUGAACAAUUAUGUCUUAUUUAUCUGAUCUGAAAGUAAAAACAUGAGAGAUUUCAGAUGUUUUCAGACUAAAUUGAUCUUGCUAUUUAUUUAAUAAUCAUUGUAAAAGUAUGAUUAUGCAGCUACAUGUAUAUAUUGUUUACAGACAUCUUUGCUGACUUCAUUUAAUCGCUGCACUUGCAUUUAAAUAAAGAUGUUUUUCCUUUCA
Carassius gibelio (silver crucian carp) is the source of this 1321-nucleotide messenger RNA. It is a transcript of the gene mxtx1, whose product is annotated as mix-type homeobox gene 1. Lineage: Eukaryota; Metazoa; Chordata; Actinopteri; Cypriniformes; Cyprinidae. The record is from RefSeq and is a predicted model, not a curated record. Gene Ontology annotation, molecular function: DNA binding. The coding region runs from base 77 to 1051 and encodes 324 amino acids. The transcript has 3 exons.